UGUUAGUAUUUUUCUAGUACAUAAAAUGUAUAUAGAAAACAGUUAUUUGGAUUUAUGGGUUAGAAAUCUGUAAUUCUUCUAGUUAAAUUUUCAAUCUGACAUUUGGAAGUAUGAAUAAUACAUCAUCGUCAUGCCUCCUCCAAAAUAAACAUUCGAAAACUGUGCAGAAGUAUAAAUUGGUUCUGCUCGGAGAACAAAGUGUUGGAAAAACUUCUCUUAUUACCAGAUUUAUGUACGAUAGUUUCGAUAACAGUUACCAAGCCACGGUUGGAAUCGAUUUCUUGUCAAAAACUGUUUAUGUUCAAGAUAAAACCGUCAGAUUACAGUUGUGGGAUACUGCAGGACAAGAAAGAUUUCGUUCUUUAAUACCCUCAUAUAUUCGGGAUUCGAACGUAGCUGUCAUUGUUUACGAUGUUACCAACCAAAUAUCCUUCGAACAAACCACCAAAUGGAUAAAAGAUGUGCAAAUGGAGAGAGGUGAUAAUGUUAUCAUUGUCCUUGUGGGGAAUAAAGUUGAUUUACACGAUUUACGACAAGUCACACAUGAUGAUGGAAAACUAGAAGCUCAUCGUUUAGGAGUGCUUUUUAUGGAGACAAGUGCGAAAAAUGGUUACAACGUCCGAUACUUGUUUAGACGAAUUGCUGAAACUUUGCCAGAUAUACCUAGCGAGAAAGAUUUGCAACACUUUCGAGACAUUGUCCUAGAGAAUACAAUUGAAGAUUCUCCUCAAAAUGAACAAUGUAUAUGUUGAAGUACCUUAUAAUUACCUACAGUCAUACUGCAGAUCCAUUUGAUUAUGCAUAAAUUCAAAUUAAUAACGGGUUACAUUGAC
Messenger RNA from Harmonia axyridis, 833 nucleotides. Its product is annotated as GTP-binding protein ryh1-like. The record is from RefSeq and is a predicted model, not a curated record. Lineage: Eukaryota; Metazoa; Arthropoda; Insecta; Coleoptera; Coccinellidae. Bases 111 to 752 code for a protein of 213 amino acids. Gene Ontology annotation, molecular function: GTPase activity; GTP binding. The transcript is spliced from 2 exons.